AGAUGGUGAUGACGACCCACAAUUCUCCUGGGUGGCUUCAUCUCCCUCCAGCAAAGACGUUGCAUCACCCACUCAGAUGAUAGGAGAUGGGUGUGAUCUCGGCAUAGGAGAAGAGGAAGGGGGAUCUGGGUUGCCGUAUCCCUGUCAGUUCUGUGAAAAGUCUUUCAGUCGUCUCAGCUACCUGAAAAGGCACGAGCAGAUCCACAGUGACAAACUUCCAUUCAAAUGCACGUACUGCAGCCGACUGUUUAAGCACAAGAGGAGCAGGGAUCGCCACAUUAAACUCCACACUGGGGACAAAAAGUAUCACUGCCACGAAUGUGAGGCUGCAUUUUCUCGUAGUGAUCAUCUUAAAAUUCAUCUGAAAACACACAGUUCUAGCAAGCCAUUUAAAUGUACAGUGUGUAAGCGCGGAUUUUCUUCCACUAGCUCUCUGCAGAGUCACAUGCAGGCUCAUAAGAAAAACAAGGAGCAUUUGGCUAAAUCAGACAAGGACAUGAAGAAAGACGACUUCAUGUGUGAUUAUUGUGAGGAGACUUUCAGCCAGACAGAGGAGCUGGAAAAGCAUGUGAUGAAGCGACAUCCUCAGCUUUCAGAGAAAGCAGACCUCCAGUGUAUCCAUUGCCCUGAAGUAUUUGUGGAUGAAACCUCACUGCUGAACCACAUUGACCAAGUCCAUGCCAACAAGAAGCACAAGUGUCCAAUGUGCCCAGAGCAGUUUUUUUCUUCUGUGGAAGACGUUUACUGCCACCUUGAUAGUCAUAGACAGCCUGAUUCAAGCAAUCAUAGCAUUAGUCCAGAUCCAGUUUUGGGAAGUGUGGCUUCGAUGAGCAGUGCCACACCAGACUCCAGUGCAUCAGUUGAACGUAGUUCAACUCCUGACUCAACGCUUAAGCCACUAAGAGCACAUAAGAAAACCUUAUCAUUAGAAAGAGAGGAGGGCCAGACUUGGUCCAAGGUUAGCUACAGCUGUCCUUACUGCACAAAAAGAGAUUUCAACAGCUUGGCUGUCUUGGAGAUCCACUUAAAAACUAUUCACGUGGACAAACCUCAACAAAGCCACACCUGUCAAAUCUGUCUGGAUUCUUUGCCCACCCUGUAUAACCUUAAUGAGCAUGUAAGAAAGGUUCACAAAAACCAUGCCUACCCUAUGGUACAGUUUAGCAACAUAACUGCUUUUCAUUGCAACUAUUGUCCUGAAAUGUUUGCUGACAUUAACAGCCUUCAAGAACACAUUCGCAUCACUCACUGUGGACCCAAUGCUACUCCUCAUGAAGGCAACAAUGCUUUCUUCUGUAACCAGUGUUCCAUGGGAUUUCUUACUGAGUCCUCACUGACUGAUCAUAUUCAGCAAGCCCAUUGCAAUGUUGGAAGCUCAAAGCUUGAAUCCCCUGUUAUUCAGCCAAGUCAGUCAUUCAUGGAAGUGUAUUCGUGCCCGUAUUGCACAAACUCUCCCAUAUUUGGUUCUGUAUUGAAGCUCACGAAGCAUAUAAAAGAAAACCACAAGAACAUUCCAUUGGCAAAUAAUAAGAAAUCAAAAUCAGAGCAGAGUCCGGUUUCUUCAGAUGUUGAAGUUUCUUCCCCAAAGAGGCAGCGGCUGUGUCCUAGCCUAAACUCAGUGUCAAGUGGAGAGUAUCCUUGUAAUCAGUGUGACUUAAAGUUUUCUAAUUUUGAAACUUUUCAAACACAUUUGAAAUCACAUUUGGAGCUUCUUUUAAGAAAACAGUCCUGCCCUCAAUGCAAGGAGGACUUUGACUCCCAAGAGUCUCUCCUACAGCACCUCACAGUACACUACAUGACAACCUCCACACAUUACGUGUGUGAGAGCUGUGACAAGCAGUUCUCAUCUGUAGAUGAUCUGCAAAGCACUUACUGGACAUGCAUACUUUUGUGUUAUAUCACUGCACUCUUUGCCAAGAAGUCUUUGAUUCUAAGGUUUCCAUCCAAGUGCAUUUGGCAGUAAAGCAUAGCAAUGAGAAGAAAAUGUAUCGCUGUACAGCAUGUAACUGGGACUUCAGAAAAGAGGCAGACCUUCAGCUUCAUGUCAAGCACAGCCAUUUGGGCAACCCAGCAAAGUCACAUAAGUGUAUCUUCUGUGGCGAAACCUUCAGUACGGAAGUGGAGCUUCAGUGUCAUAUUACUACUCACAGUAAGAAAUAUAAUUGUAAAUUUUGCAGCAAGGCAUUCCAUGCAAUCAUUCUCCUUGAAAAGCACCUGCGAGAGAAGCACUGUGUAUUUGACACUAGCAGCCAAAAUGGUACAGCUAAUGGUAUGGUACCAGCAGGCAAGAAGUCGGAGACUGUUGAAGUCCCAAGUGUGCUAAUGAAGAACCCGGAAAUUUCAAACAGUCAUGAGGCCAGUGAAGAUGAUGUUGAUGCUUCUGAACCAAUGUAUGGCUGUGAUAUUUGUGGAGCAGCUUACACAAUGGAAGUUCUCCUACAGAAUCAUCGAUUAAGAGAUCAUAAUAUCAGACCUGGAGAAGAUGAUGGUUCUAGGAAGAAAGCAGAAUUCAUCAAAGGCAGCCACAAGUGUAAUAUUUGCUCAAGAACAUUUUUUUCUGAAAAUGGACUUAGAGAACACAUGCAGACACACAGGGGUCCUGCAAAACACUAUAUGUGCCCUAUUUGUGGGGAACGGUUCCCAUCUUUGCUCACGCUAACUGAACACAAAGUUACCCAUAGCAAAAGUUUAGAUACAGGGACAUGCAGAAUCUGUAAACUGCCCCUUCAAAGUGAAGAAGAAUUUAUUGAACACUGUCAGAUGCAUCCAGACCUUCGGAAUUCCCUGACUGGUUUCCGUUGUGUUGUCUGUAUGCAGACUGUCACAUCCACUCUGGAACUUAAAAUUCAUGGAACAUUCCAUAUGCAAAAAAUAGCAGGAAACUCUGCUGCCUCCUCUCCUAAUGGACAAAUACUGCAGAAGAUUUAUAAAUGUGCCCUAUGCUUGAAAGAGUUCAGAAACAAACAGGAUCUGGUAAAGUUAGAUGUUAAUGGCUUACCUUAUGGUCUCUGUGCUGUGUGCUUGAGCAGAACCACUAAUGGACAACCUUCCAACCCACCCCCACAAGAAGUCUGUGAGAGGCUGUGUCUGAGAUGCCCAGAGUGCAGUGUCAAGUUUGAGAGUGCUGAAGAUCUGGAAAGUCAUAUCCAGAUUGACCAUAGAGACUUGACACAUGAAAUUAGUGGUCAGAGAAAAGUAGCUCAAACUUCUCCACUCCCAAGAAAGAAGACUUAUCAAUGCAUCAAGUGCCAGAUGACCUUUGAGAAUGAAAGAGAAAUUCAGAUUCACGUUGCCAACCACAUGAUAGGUAAGCAUU
Staurois parvus is the source of this 3316-nucleotide messenger RNA. Lineage: Eukaryota; Metazoa; Chordata; Amphibia; Anura; Ranidae. The record is from the annotation of a GenBank genome assembly.